Messenger RNA from Tetrahymena thermophila SB210, 504 nucleotides. Its product is annotated as scavenger mRNA decapping enzyme carboxy-term-binding protein. Gene Ontology annotation, cellular component: cytoplasm. Gene Ontology annotation, molecular function: hydrolase activity. The transcript has 4 exons. NCBI's taxonomy places the organism in Eukaryota, Ciliophora, Oligohymenophorea, Hymenostomatida, Tetrahymenidae. The record is from RefSeq and is a predicted model, not a curated record.
AUGAUUAAUAAAUUUAUCAGCUUUAGCAAUCAAACUAGCUUCAAAAGUUUAUCUAGAUUGGUUUAAAUACCUUUUUCUUCUUCUCAUAGCCAUCAUAAUUCGCAUCAUCAUAACCAUCAUCAAUUCACAAUUUUUGAUAAAAUUAUUAAAAAAGAAAUUCCUGCUUAAAUCGUUUAUGAAGAUGACAAAUGUCUUGCAUUUAAAGAUGUUUCACCAUAAGCUCCUGUUCAUAUCCUUUUGAUUCCUAAGGUAAAAGACGGGCUUACAUAACUUUAGAAGGCUGAAGAGCGUCACAAGGAUAUUUUAGGACAUCUGAUGCUAAAAGUAGCUGAAAUAGCUUAAUAAAAUAAUCUUUAGGAAGGUUAUAGAGUAGUGAUUAAUGAUGGAAAACUAGGAUGUUAGUCUGUAUACCAUUUACACUUACAUAUUCUAGGUGGUACUUAAAUGGGAUGGCCACCUGGUGUUUUAGGAAAAUCAGAAACCAUAAAACCAGGCAGUUAAUGA